Messenger RNA from Microtus ochrogaster (prairie vole), 4380 nucleotides. It is a transcript of the gene Rtkn2, whose product is annotated as rhotekin 2. The record is from RefSeq and is a predicted model, not a curated record. Gene Ontology annotation, biological process: signal transduction; hemopoiesis; positive regulation of cell population proliferation. Lineage: Eukaryota; Metazoa; Chordata; Mammalia; Rodentia; Cricetidae.
UUUUCAAAUUGUCCCCGACUUGCACGGAGAUGGAGGGGCGGCUGCCGAGGAGCCUCCCUGCACAGCAGGACUGCAGCAUCCGAGAGAAAAUAGACCUAGAAAUCCGCAUGCGAGAAGGAAUAUGGAAGCUGCUCUCCCUGAGUACAAAAAAAGACCAGGUUUUACGUGCAGUUAAGAACCUCAUGGUGUGCCAUGCUCGGAUAGAGGCGUACACGGCGGAGCUCCAGAAGUUAGAAGAACAGAUUGCAAGUCAGACUGGAAGACGCGACGUGAACUGUGAGAGCAAAGAACGAAGACCCUGCAGAGGGAGGCUCGCCCUCUCAGGUAUCCGAAUCCCACUCAUGUGGAAAGACUCUGAUCACUUCAGUAAUAAAGAAUGCACACAGCGCUACGCCAUCUUUUGUUUAUUCAGGAUGGGAGCCGAAGUGUUUGACACCGACAUGGUGAUCGUGGAUCAGACAGUCACAGAUAUAUGUUUUGACAACGUCACCAUAUUCCACGAAGCGGGCCCGGACUUCCGGAUAAAGAUCGACGUGUACAGCUGUGGUGCAGAGGACUCCUCCAUAACCAACACCCCCAAAAAGCUCGCUAAAAAGCUGAAGACGUCCAUCAGCAAAGCUGCAGGAAGGAAGAUAAGUUCCAUGCUCCAGGAAGAGAACCAAGAGGCGUGCCUGCUCGCCAGCUCCAUCGCGGGUGCGAAGUACCAUCUGCUAGCUCAUGCCACCCUGACCUUGGAAAGUGUGGGAAACUGCUUCAAGACCCAUAAUCUAUCUGUUCACGGCAAUGAGGACUGUUCCUUUUGGCUCCCCUUGUAUGGCAACGUGUGCUGCCGGUUAGUGGCCCAGCCUGCUUGUAUGGCCGAAGAUGCAUUUGCGGGAUUCCUUAAUGAGCAGCAAACAGUAAAAGGUCUGGUUGGCUGGAGAAGGCUGUACUGUGCUCUGAGAGGGGGUAAACUCCACUGUUUUUACGGACCAGAAGAGAUUGAAGCGAAGGUGGAGCCCACUCUGGUGGUUUCCAUUGACAAGGAAACCAAAAUUCAGGCCAUAGAGAAGGAUCCAAGGAAAGUCUAUCACUUCUCUAUAGUCAACACUGUGGCUGGGCGAGCCGUGACUCAUGUCUUUGCUGCGGACAGCCUAGAAGACCUUCAGGAAUGGAUGGGCGCCUUCCGGCAGCAUUUCUUUGAUCUCAGCCAAUGGAAGCAUUGUUGUGAAGAACUUAUGAAAAUUGAGAUUAUGUCGCCACGGAAACCACCUUUGUUCCUGACAAAGGAGGCGACCUCCGUGUACCACGAUAUGAGCAUCGAUUCACCUGUGAAACUUGAAAGUUUAACUGACAUAAUACAGAAAAAAAUUGGAGAGACGAACGGACAGUUCCUCAUUGGUCAGGAUGAAGAAUCCGCACCACCCCCGUGGGCCGCAGUCUUUGAUGGCAACCACGAAAUGGUCAUCCAGAAGAAAGUGGUAUCCCCCGCAGGCCACCCGGCCCCUGAUGGGAAAAGGAAAAAGAGGCGAGCACCACUUCCUCCUACUGACCAGCCUCCCUUCAGCAUAAAGACACAAGGUGGCACAGAUGGACCCACGGACAGCAGGACCCAGGCCAGCAUCUCUGCAGCCUCGCCUUCAGAUCCCAAGCUGUCCUCACAAAUGCAUCCCUUCCAGAGACCAGUGGCUGCCCCUCGCAAACUUCCCCCUGCCAGGAAAAACAGUUCAGCUGAUGGUGAGCACACAGACACAAAAACCAGUUUAGAAGACAAGCCAGUGCCGGCUCCAAGGCAGAAAUCCAUCAGAGACAUUCUGGACCCUCGAUCAUGGCUGCAAACACAAGUAUAGACAGUCUGUACUGUCUAAAUCGAGCUGUAAAGCUCGGGUCAGAGGCAUUAUGCGUGUAAUGUUAUAAAAUUGUAUAGGUAAAGACCAUAGCAAUUUCCAUAAACCAUUAAUAAGCUAUUAGAUACAGAAGGCACCUUUUAAUAGAAAAUUGAAUUUCUUUUUUUACUUCUCAUUUCCAGAAUAUAAAUGAUUCCCCCCACCCCCAGCAAAGGCGCAGUUUCUAGACAGUAUCCUAAUUGUUGGGAGGGCUAAUUUAUUCCUAAGUUAGUAGCAGGCGGUGAAGAAGCAGUAGGCAGGAGAAAGCACUGAUGUUUCUUUUGGAGAAAGAUUGUCUAGUAAUGUAGAAAGUGCUAAAGACAAGCCAUAUUCUCAUUGUGAGGAUUUUAAUACUUAAUGGAAUGUUUCAAAGGUUUUAUUCAAACCACAAAUUACCGAAUCCACCCAGGAAAAUUUCCCCUUGAGCUCUGGGAUCCUCAUCUGACGGUCCGCUGCCUCCUCUCUAUUGUUUCACUUGGUGGUUUAGAGGCUUGACCUUUUAAAUUCCUGGGAUAAAUUUUAGAAUAUUAAAUUCUUUGUCUUUAAAGGGAAUUUGUAAUCUGCUCCUCGGCAUCAUUUCCGUGAUGAGCCCUGAAAUCCUGUUGACUCUGCAGCUCAUCAGCGAGGCAGCGCACUUGUUAGUGAGGGAAGCGGAUAUGUGAUGGCCCACUCGGCUCCCCUGGCUGUACGGUGAUGAUCCCCACUGUGCCCUCCAGAAUUCGGGGAGGCAAGCAGCUCCCGUCUUAAAUUUUCUUCAGUACUUAUUUUAAAAAGCAGAUGACAGAUUCAAAAUGUAUCAGAAAAGUUGACCGUAGUCAUUUUCAGAAUUAAUCCUUUUUUCAAUCUUUUAAUUAGAUUUCCCUCUUUGAGUAAGGGUUGAUGUCUGUUAUUGAUAUUAUUCAUGAAAAGAUAUAUUCAGUAAUCACGUUGGCAUCACUUCCAUAGGAGGGAAUUUCCAUAGCUACUAAUCAUAGUGACCUAAACAGGAUUAUGAGUUGAAUGGGGGAUAAAUAGCAAAAGGAUGAAUAUCCUAAAUGGACAAAAAAGAAAAAAUCCACUUUUAAUAAUCACUUUUGGGGUUUUUUGUUUGUUUUUUUAAAGUAGCAACUAUUUUAUUUUUAUUUGGAAAAAAAAAUUCUCAUCUGGAAAAAGGAGCCCCAAAACAAGUAGUAACCCAGAGUUCUACUCAGGAGGACCCUCCCAAGAAGGAGGAUGAGCAGAAGCCGCCGCUCACCCAAACUCUCAUGUCCUGGUCUCCCUAGCAACAAAGUGAGCAUCUCCAGGCUCAGAACCUCAUGGGCCACAUUUUGGUUAAUAAGAUGUGCCACAAAUUUUGAAGCGGUCAGACAAAGUUGCUUACCGUUCCUUCACAUCCUUCCCAGAACUUAAGAAUUAGUCUCUUGAGGAUUAGUUCCCCACAAUCUGAGAGUUUUGAGUUGAUUACAGCCACCAAAGCUGCAUAAACAGGAGUGAAGACUGGAGAAGCACUCCGCGCCUACAGGACCGACCUGGACAGCAGGCCUCUGCCUCUGUUUUCUUGAAGGAGUUCUUGGUCUUGGAUAAUCACACUUACAUUGGAGAUGUUGAUCUUGUUCAUGAGAUCAUUGACUGAUCCCUUCAGGGCCUCCCAGCUCAUCCUUUGAUAGGCUAGGCUGUUUCCACCUGUGAUCUCCAGCAUCACCCUGAGUUUUGCGGGAGGAACAGACGCUCCCCUUCUUCAGGUGAGCAGCGAACCCCUCUCAUCCUUCUUCUUGUGAAGGUUUUCUUGAGUAGAACUCUGGGUUAACGCUUUCUCUGGGCUCCUUUUUCCAAGAGCUGAGGAUUUCCGGGACUAAUCCAAUCUGCAUCUCUUUCUCUGCAAUUUUCUUAGUCCCUACUUUUGACUCCACGCUAUCAUCAUAAGAACACCCUCUUCUUGAACGCUCACAGACAAGCUGUAAUCACAGUAAUCUCUAUUCGGGGCGACCUUGCUUGUUCUGUGUAUCUGUCUUCUGGGGAGGAGUUCCGGGGGUGUGAACUGUGGCUCUCCCUUCUGUCGUGACCAGAGGAGUGUUUCAUGGGUGCCGUACUUUUCAUUUUUCUAGUGUCAGUUGACCGCACAAACUGGAUUCUUCAAGUUGGUUCCAGUAACAAGUCCUCAUGGUCUGAGUUCCUUGAGAGUUUUCUUUUUCUGUCUCCAUGGACCACCUCUGCUGAAUCCUCAGACCAAAGGGGCGAUCCCAUCCCAAUGGAUCCUCAGAAUGCUGUGUCUUCGAAACCUCAGAUUGGAUGUCCAGUAACCCUCUUUGUAAACAAGAACAGCAAACAGUUUUAAAAUGCCAUCAGCGUUUCCAUGCAAAACUUGUCAGGCCUCGGUCCUGAGGCUCUAGGGACCUCCCAAGCCAUAACAGUCCCCGUGCACCAUCAGGCUGUAGGAAGUAAACCUCAGCUAGAGCAGGACCAGAACCCCAUCAGCGUGCAAUGAACGCUGGACAGCAGAAGCAUUCAUGGAAACUUUCAUCAUUUUUAGUAGCGG